AUGCAGCCCCCAGAGAGCUCUCAGAUCGACCUGGGCAAGGCCCAGGUCAUCGAUCGUGUUCCAAAGGUCAUUAAGGAGCUGAAAUUCGGCGUUCUAACAAGUGAUGAUAUCGUCAGCCAAGCCGUUGUCGAAGUUUCAGAUCGCAAAUUCUUCGAUCUUGAUCAUGAUCGCGCGGUUGUAUCCAAUGGCCCGCUUGACGCGCGCAUGGGUAUCUCGAAUAAAACAGCACAAUGCAAGACCUGUGGACACAUGUUGAAGGAAUGCAACGGACAUUUCGGUCACGUUCGACUCGUCCUGCCCGCCUUCCACGUAGGCUACUUCAAGCGCGUCAUUGGUAUUUUACAAGAGAUUUGCAAGGAAUGUUCACGCAUCCUGCUUCCUGAGACUGAGCGACGUGCCUUCUUGCGUGAAAUGCGCCGACCGGGUCUGGACAACCUUCGACGAAUGCAGAUUGCUAAGCGGAUCAACGAACGUUGCCGAAAAACCCGACAAUGCGAACACUGCCAGGCCAUCAACGGCGUGGUGAAAAAGGCCGGCUCAAGUGCCUUGAAAAUUAUCCACGACAAGUUCCGCGCCUUCAACUCGUCAACCUCUGUCAAGAAACAGCCGCCAAUCAGCAAGACUGUUUUCGACGACUCUUUUGCCGAAGCCCGUCAUUCGAAUGCGGAGAUUGAAAAACAUUUCAAGAAAGCACAGGAUGACAUGAACGCAUUGCGGGUGCUGAAGCUUUUCAAGAAAAUCUCCAACAGCGACUGUGAGCUGCUGGGGCUUGAUCCGAGGGAAGCUCGACCGGAAAUGUUCUUGUGGCAAUUUAUUCCUGCUCCUCCAGUUUGUAUUCGGCCUUCCGUGGGCCAGGAGGGCGCCUCGACGGAAGACGAUUUGACGGCUAAGCUGGGAGACAUUGUGCAGUCAAAUAUCAAUCUCAAAAACGCCCUACUUAAGGGUGCGCCUGUUCAGACAAUCAUGGAGUGUUGGGAUUACAUGCAGUUGCAGCUUGCGGUCUAUAUCAACAGUGAUGUGCCGGGCUUGAACAAGGCAGAUCUAGGAAAACCCAUUCGUGGUUUCGUGCAACGACUGAAAGGUAAACAGGGUCGGUUCCGUGGAAACUUGUCAGGCAAGCGUGUCGACUUCUCUGGACGAACAGUCAUCUCGCCCGAUCCUAAUCUGCGAGUCGAUGAGGUCGCUGUACCUGAACUCGUGGCGAAGAACAUGACAUACCCCGAAGUUGUGACUCGCUACAACAAAGAAAAGCUCCAACAGCGAGUGUUGAAUGGGUCCAAGAAGUGGCCUGGCGCGAAUUAUCUCAUGAAGAAGGAUUCCGACUUCAAGAUGAUGUUGAAGUACGGUAACUUGAGGCACGUCGCCAAUGAGCUGCAGGAGGGCGACACUGUGGAGCGUCACAUCGAGGACGGUGACAUCGUCCUGUUCAACCGCCAGCCGUCGCUGCACAAGCUCAGUAUCCUUUCUCACUUUGCCAGAGUUCGGCCGCAUCGCACAUUCCGUUUGAACGAAUGUGUGUGUAAUCCUUAUAACGCUGAUUUCGACGGAGAUGAAAUGAACUUGCACGUACCUCAGACGGAAGAGGCAAGAGCAGAGGCCAUGGAGCUGAUGGGUGUCAAGAACAACUUGGCCACACCGAAGAACGGCGAACCCAUCAUUUCUGCCAUUCAGGAUUUCAUCAGUGCCGCCUACCUGCUCAGUAGCAAAGACAACUUUUUUGACCGUCGAUCAUUCACUCAAAUUUGUCUCUACAUGCUGGGCCAUGACACAAAAUUCGAUCUUCCUCCUCCGUCGGUGCUCAAACCUCAGAUGCUUUGGACCGGUAAGCAAGUGUUCAACAUUCUGAUGCACCCUAACAAGGAGGAUCCAGUGCUUGUCAAUCUUGACGCUGCUUGUCGGGAGUUUAAACAGCCCAAAGAUGGUCGACCCAAGGAUUUGGAUCCCAAUGAUGGCUGGCUCGUGAUCCGUAACUCCGAAGUCAUGUGCGGUGUGAUGGACAAAUCCACAAUCGGUUCCGGAAAGAAAGACAAUGUGUUCUACAUCAUGCUUCGUGAUUAUGGUCCGCCGGCUGCCGCGGAGGGCAUGAACCGUCUUUCAAAAUUAUCGGCCCGUUGGUUUACGAACAUCGGCUUUUCCAUCGGUAUUGGAGACGUCUACCCCAGCGCCCGUCUAGUUCAGUCGAAGAAUGACCUUGUGGAAGCAGCCUACGCCGCUUGUGACGAGGUCAUCGCCAAGUACAAGUCCGGCACGCUUGAGAAAUAUCCCGGUUGUGACGAGUUGCAGACCAUGGAAAAUCAACUGUCGGGUAUUCUCAGUAAAGUUCGUCAACAGGCUGGCGACGAAUGUAUUGCCCAGCUAAGCAAAUACAAUUCGCCCCUGAUCAUGGCUACGUCCGGUUCCAAGGGUUCCAGUAUCAACGUGUCCCAGAUGGUUGCUCUCGUCGGCCAGCAGAUUAUUGGGGGUUCUCGUGUUCAGGACGGUUUCCAAGAUCGAACACUCCCCCAUUUCCCCAAAAACGCACGCCAGCCACCUUCAAAGGGUUUCGUGCGAAACAGUUUCUUCUCAGGUCUUCUACCCACUGAAUUCAUUUUCCACGCCAUGUCCGGUCGUGAAGGUCUGGUUGAUACUGCUGUCAAGACUGCCGAAACCGGUUAUAUGUCUCGUCGUUUGAUGAAGUCUCUUGAGGAUCUAUCUACCAGAUAUGAUGACACUGUGCGAAAUUCUUCGGCUGCAAUUGUGCAAUUCCAGUACGGUGAUGAUAAGCUGGAUCCCGUCGACAUGGAAGGCAAGGCCAAGCCAGUACACUUUGACCGGACUUUCAUUCACUCAGAAUCGACCACGUACAACAACGACGAGCGCAGCUUGUUGCCACAGGAGAUCAUGGACGUGUGUCAUGAGAUGCUUGAGAAGGAGCGUGCGAAACUCGUUCGCAAGGAUCUCAUGGGCAAUGAGCUCGGCUACAUGGACAGGAGUGAUCAUGGUGUUGACCAAUUCGAAAGUGCUCGUGAUUUCCUCGAUUCGAUUGAGCAAUACGUUCAGGAUAAGGCUGAGAAACUGAUUUCUCGUGGCGGUGACUACGAUCCCUCCGAUGCGAGAAGCCGCAAGGGCUUGGAUCACACUGGCAAGUUGACCGAGACCACGCUCAGAGCUUUCAUCACUGCCUGUCUGCUCAAGUACAAGAAGGCUCAAGUCGAGCCUGGCCAUGCUGUAGGUGCAGUCGGCGCCCAGUCGAUUGGUGAGCCUGGUACUCAGAUGACACUGAAAACUUUCCAUUUCGCUGGUGUUGCCGGUAUGAGUAUCACCCAGGGUGUGCCUCGUAUCAAGGAAAUCAUCAACGCUUCGAAAGAGAUCAGUACUCCGGUUAUUGCAUGCGAGCUUGUCACCAAGGAUCAACUUGCUUCGGCCCGUAUUGUCAAAGGUCGCAUUGAGAAAACCUACUUGCGGGACGUCAUUCACUCUAUCACUGAGGUGUGGACGGGCAGCGAGGCCUACAUCACCGCUAAGAUCAACCAACAGACGAUUGACAAUCUCCAGCUUGAAAUCACCAUGCCUCAGAUUGUGGCUGCGAUCAAGAAUCACAAACGAUUCAAGGGUGAUGACCUGAAGUUCCGCACAAGCCGUAACGCUAUCACUCUUGUCAUCGACCUCGACCCCGUUAGCAAGCAGGGCUUGUCCAAGACUGAGAUCGCCGCUACUAGUGCGGAUCCAUUCCUGCGUCUCAAGCACCUGAAGCGUUUGAUGCCUAAUAUUCAAAUCAUGGGUCAUCCUCAGGCCGCACGUGCCAUCAUUCGGACCGACGAGAAGGGCACCACCAACACGCUUCUGGUUGAAGGUUACGGCUUGAAGCAAUGUAUGACUACUGCCGGUGUUGACGGUCUCCGUACCAGGACGAACAAUGUCAUCGAGGCCCGUGAGGUGCUUGGCAUUGAAGCUGCUCGGAGUACCAUCAUUACCGAAAUUAGCGAGGUCAUGAAAGACAUGGACAUCGAUCCCCGUCACAUGCAACUCCUCGCUGAUGUGAUGACUUACAAGGGAGAGGUGCUGGGCAUCACCCGUUUCGGUCUCGCUAAGAUGCGUGACUCUGUUCUGCAGCUUGCCUCUUUCGAGAAGACCGCGGAUCAUUUGUUCGAUGCCGGUGGUGCUGGUCGCACUGAUUUGAUUGAAGGUGUUUCCGAAUGCAUUAUCAUGGGCAAGACGAUGGGUCUGGGUACCGGUGCCAUGGAAGUUGUUCGCAAGCUCGAUUUCUACGAGGGUCAGAUCGGUGCUCGCAAGACUGGGUUUGAAGACGCCUGGACCGAGCUGUGUGAGGCUCCUCAGAGCAAGGGCAAAAAACGACUUCGCUGA
Penicillium diatomitis is the source of this 4344-nucleotide messenger RNA. RefSeq names its product DNA-directed RNA polymerase III core subunit RPO31. Gene Ontology annotation, molecular function: DNA binding; DNA-directed RNA polymerase activity. Lineage: Eukaryota; Fungi; Ascomycota; Eurotiomycetes; Eurotiales; Aspergillaceae. Gene Ontology annotation, biological process: DNA-templated transcription. The record is from RefSeq and is a predicted model, not a curated record. Bases 1 to 4344 code for a protein of 1447 amino acids. The transcript has 2 exons.